AUGUUCUCUGAAGUAAGUGCCCAGAAAGAGGGCUCGUCUCUGCUCUGCCGCCCAGACUCGGAGGACCAGGGGCCGGUGUUUGAGCGGAUGUCUCAGGCCUACAGUCCCUGGUCCGAGCGCUACAGCGUUGGAGAACGGAGCUUCAGUCGCCAAUAUGCUCACAUCUACGCAGCACGACUCAUGCAGAUGAGGCCCACUUUAUCAGAGCGGGCCCAGAAGAAGUGGGGACCAGAUGUGAUUAUCAAGAAGCUGUGCGAUCUAGAACCAGGGGAGCAGUGUUGCAUAGUCGGGACUUUGUUCAAGCGCAUGGAAUUGCAGCCAUCUAUUUUGAAAGAGAUUAGUGAAGAGCACAACCUCCUGCCCCAGCCUCCCCGAGCCAAAUACAUCAGCGAAGCAGAUGAGCUGAUUCUGGAGGAUGAACUCCAGAGGAUCAAACUGGAGGGCAAAGUUGAUAGAAAUAAAUGUGUCACAGGUAGUGUUAUUGCAAUUUAUGGAGCUGAGAAGAAUGAUGGGAAGUUUACAGUUGAAGACUUUUGCACUGCAGAUCUCCCUUUGCAGAGAGAGCGACCUGCUCUUAGCUCUGACAGAUUUGUGCUCCUGGCUUCGGGACUUGGUCUUGGCAGCAGUCAUGCCGACAGCAUGCUGGGGCUACAGCUGCUGGUUGACAUGGUAACUGGUCAGCUUGGGGACAUGGGUGAGCAAAGUGGAGCAGCAGCCAUUUCGAGGGUAUUGCUGGCUGGAAACCUUCUGAGCCAAAACACUCAGGACAAGGACGCCUCAACAAAGGCCAAGUAUCUCACCAAGAAGACUCAGGCAGGAAGUGUGGAAGCCAUCCGUUUGCUGGAUGAGCUGCUGCUUCAGUUGGUGGCCUCGCUCCCAGUGGACGUAAUGCCAGGACAGUACGACCCCACCAACUACACCCUUCCACAACAGCCUCUCCACCGAUGUAUGUUCCCUUUGUCCUCCGUGUACCCCACACUACAGCUGGCGUCCAACCCGUAUGAGGCCAGCAUCGACGGAGUCAGGUUUUUAGGCACAUCAGGGCAGAAUGUCUGUGACAUCCAGAGGUACAGCAGCAUGGACAACCACCUAGAAAUACUGGAGGAAACGCUGCGUCUCAGACACCUGGCCCCCACAGCGCCCGAUACUCUCGGCUGCUACCCAUUUUACCAAAAAGACCCUUUCAUUUUGGAAGAGUGCCCCCAUGUUUACUUCAGUGGUAAUGCGCCAGCCUUUGGAUCCAAGCUCAUUGAAGGUCCCGAUGGUCAGCAAGUCCUUUUGGUCACUAUUCCAGAAUUCUGCAGUACCCAAACAGCAUGCCUGGUCAAUCUGCGCACUCUUCAGUGUGAGCCUGUCUGCUUCUCGGCCUUCACAGCUCAGGAGGACGAGGAAAGCGAAAUGAACGUCAGUCACUAA
Menidia menidia (Atlantic silverside) is the source of this 1416-nucleotide messenger RNA. The record is from the annotation of a GenBank genome assembly. Lineage: Eukaryota; Metazoa; Chordata; Actinopteri; Atheriniformes; Atherinopsidae.